AGCAAAUUGAUUUGUUUCAAAAAUUUGUUUAAAAAAAAAAAUAAUUAAUACACGAAAAUAUUUCUUCUAGCAACAUGACUCCAGCAAAGGUCACAAAAUUUACCAAACUCACAAUUGAAGAUGAUGACAAAAGAGAAAUGGCUCCACCGGAAGUCAAAAUCAAAAAAGUCAUGAUGGAUCGUAUCGAGCCAUCAUCGGCCACAGCAUCUUUAAUGCAUUUAAGUUUAUACGAACGCAUGUUGUUGGAGACUCAAAAGAUCUUGCACAUAAGAUCUCAAUUGGUAGUUCAUGAGAAAAUAGAUAAUAAAAUGGUAAAUGUAACACCCAAACCAAUAGAUGUUCCCUACGAGACGGAAGGUUAUAAGAAAUUGACAAGAAAAUAUACUGGCUUGCAAGUUGGUGGGGAUGUAGGGGAUGAUAUAACCAGUUUUAAGAGUGUGACAAGUACUAUAAUGAAAUCGCGAUCAUCUAGGGGAGUGGGAUUGAGACUGUCACUGGAAGAUAUAAUAAAUGGGGUUGGCAGUGAGCGUAUGCUUAUGGAUUUACAAGUCUCUGCCAGACACUCUUCCCACAUGGUAAGUUUAGACUCUUCAACAUCUUCUCUAUCACUGCCAGAAAUGCCCUUAGUCCCCAAAUACAAAUGGCCCUUCAUACGCAUAAUAUUGCGCAAAACAGAGCUACAGCUGCUGUUUGAACAACGCAGUAUGACGGCUAUAAAAAAUACCGAGGAUGGUAAUUUCGCUGAAAUGGAUAAUAAAGAAUAUGAUUACCUUACCCUUGGUAGAGGUAAAGUACGCAGGCGUUCGGAGGCUGAAUCACAAACAUCAGAAACUCUAUAUAAAGCCAGAGAAAUCAAUACCAACAAGUUAGAGACAAGAGACGUUGCCACAUAUGUUUCUUACUUUGAAAUGUUUGAUACCUACAAUCAGCUGGAAGAUAUCAAAUAUGGCUUCAAUGAGUACGAAUCCACAAAGCUGCAUAUUUCCCAAAGUCAAACUCCAGAGGAACAAUUUGCUAUUAUAGCACAAUUGCCCUCAUUUCACCUGGCCAGUGUGAUAAUAAAACGUUUAUUGGCUGGAAAUACCUAUGAAGAGGGUCAAAAACGAUUCCGCAAUAUGAUAAGCGUAACAAGAACGGUGAAAAAGAUUAAUUAUAAAUAUUCUCUGAAAACUUUGUUUAACAUACAUCCAGCUUCCAAAGAUAAAGUACGAAAAGCGAUAUCCGACAUGAGUUUCUGUUAUACCAACAGCGAUAUAUUGGCCGUGGCUUAUGGCAUUUACUCCUAUCAGGCGGCCAAAUUACCCAAAAGAGGUGAAGUGUGUGUGUGGAGCAUUAAGAAUCCCUGUGAUCCAGAACGUUUCUAUAACUACGAGGUGCCAGUGGUGUCAGUAGAAUUCUCUCCCUAUAUGCCUACAUUAUUGGCCAUAGGCCUGUUCGAUGGUUCGGUGGAAGUUAGAGAUAUAACAAACUAUAAUCAACCUGCUGUAGCGAUAUCUCAGCGCAAUUCGUCACCUGGUGUUGAUCCCGUUUUGGCCAUUAAAUGGAUUAAACAAGCCACUUCCAAUGGCCAUGAAGAUGUCGAUCCUUUUAUCGCACUCUCCCAGGAUGGUUCAGUCACACAAUAUACUAUUAUUAAUAGUCCCUUUUUGUCGGGUUUCAAGCUAAUGUCUUUGGAACGAAUUGAGGGUAUACCGGAGGGCUUGCCGGGCAUUAAAUGUUCCUCUGAGUUAACACAACAUACUAAUCGUUGUUCGCAAGGCUUGAAUUUAACAAAACAUCCCACUCAAUUAGAUAUAUAUUAUGUGCUAACCGAUGAGGGUUGUGUGCACAAGUGUUCGACAAAUUAUCAACAUCAUUAUUUACAAGUUUUGAAGACCCAUGAGGGCGCCGUUAAUGCUAUGGAUUUUUCGCCUUGGUCACCGAAAUUGUUUUUGACAUGCGGCAAUGAUUGGUGCAUACGCAUAUGGAUGGAUGGUAUAUUCCAGCCUUUAGUAACACUUAAAAAUACAUGUGGACCCUAUCAGUGGGCUGCUUGGAGUCGUGUGCAUUCCACUAUAUUGAUAGCAAUUAAUCGUAAACAGUGUGAAAUAUGGGAUUUGAGGAGAAACAUUCUGAAGCCCAUGUCAACCACUUUCGUUGGUACAUCAUAUAAUACCAUGGGAAUCUUCUCUCUCGAUGGCAAUUCCAUUGCAAUUGGCACCGAACGAGGCAAAGUAGUAAUCAACGCUUUAGAUGAGAUGCCCUUUCCGCCCUACUAUCAAUAUGACACUUUGGAAAAGGCCAUUUACAAAGCGGUCAGCAUUUACCCAGAAUUGCUAAUAGAAUUAAAAAGUAUUGGUUAUUUCGGUUAUCCGAAUAAGGAAUUUGUAAAACCAACCUGAAAUGCAAUCAACAGUUAA
Molecule: messenger RNA, 2399 nt
Organism: Calliphora vicina (urban bluebottle blowfly)
Lineage: Eukaryota; Metazoa; Arthropoda; Insecta; Diptera; Calliphoridae
Product: dynein axonemal intermediate chain 4-like
Exons: 5
Coding region: 75-2381 (768 amino acids)
Biological process (GO): cilium movement
Cellular component (GO): axonemal dynein complex
Molecular function (GO): dynein light chain binding; dynein heavy chain binding
Source: RefSeq, a predicted model, not a curated record